AUGCUUGGGGUGGCCCACGGUCGGUUUCUUUACAGCUGUUCGACAGAAGGAAAGUUGAUCUUUCGUGACUUGUUGAACGACGAUUCUGAUACAAGCAACCGGAUUUUUUUGGUACAAAAACCGGUGUCUGCGGUAGAAGUGCGUGAUGCAGAACCAGGAGUGGUGCAGGUGGUCUGCGCCGGCAAAGGGAACCCGGUGAAAAAGUAUUGUGUGGAUCUCAAUCGCGGCCACCAAGAUCAUGGCGUGAGACGCAGUGAUAUUUGUUGCAACAUUAUUGGUCAUGGAGGUACUAACUGGUGGAAUGGAGGCGGCGAUACGUCCACUGGAUCAGAUUGGAGCUACGCCGUGCCUACAUGGAGUGUUGAAGGAGUAGAUGAUUGGAUUAUAUCGACGGUUUCAGUUGAAAAAACUGUUAUUUGUGGUACUCAAAACGGCACCGUCUUGUUGUUCAAAGACGGGGCUAGCGAGGUGGGUCACAGGGUAAACUUGUCGCAUUUUCCAAUUCGAGACCUUGCGGUGCAUGGGCUAUACGUUGUGUGUCAUGACAGUAUGUCCAAAGUGUUUUUGCUCGAUCAAAACUUGGCGAUACUUCGCGUGUACGAUGGGUUGAAGAUCGGACCCGUUUCCAGCUGCAAAUAUGUUUUUGAUGACCUGGCAUUUGAUAGGCGUCGCAAGGUUGCAACUCUGGUGGGCUCUGAUACUCUCCAGAUGUUUGUGGUAACCACCAAUUUGGAAAACCGCAUGGUGAUCUACAAGCUCGAAGCUACGGCCGAAAUGGUGCUUAACAUGGAACUACAUAGUGGAGCUCCAUGUUUUGAUAUUUUGGGCCAUGGGUCCAAUUUUGCAUUGUUGCAAGAAAUAUGUGGUGAAGCUGGAAUGGUGCCCAACAAAAGAAGACAACUAUGGCAGCCGCUUGGUAUGGAAGCAACCGAGGUCGCCAAGCCACGAAAGGCCAUUAAUCAUGAAUUAUGA
This is a messenger RNA of Meyerozyma guilliermondii ATCC 6260, 972 nucleotides long. RefSeq lists its product as uncharacterized. NCBI's taxonomy places the organism in Eukaryota, Fungi, Ascomycota, Pichiomycetes, Serinales, Debaryomycetaceae. Gene Ontology annotation, molecular function: protein binding. The coding region runs from base 1 to 972 and encodes 323 amino acids. The record is from RefSeq and is a predicted model, not a curated record. The transcript has a single exon.